AUGGGUCUUCUUACUCUUUUGAGAAAACUGAAGCGAAACGACAAAGAGCCACGAAUUCUUAUUCUUGGUUUGGACAAUGCAGGGAAAACAUCUAUUCUUCGAAAAUUGUCAGACGAGGAUCCAACUACAACCCAGGCUACACAGGGCUUCAAUAUUAAGUCUAUCAACUGUGAGGGCUUCAAACUUAAUAUGUGGGAUAUUGGUGGUCAAAAGGCAAUUCGUGCAUACUGGCCUAACUAUUUUGAUGAAGUUGACUGUCUGAUAUACGUUGUGGAUUCUGCAGACAAGCGACGUCUGGAUGAGACAGCAGCAGAACUUGAAACUUUACUGCAAGAAGAAAAGUUAAGAGAGGCCCCUUUUCUUGUCUUUGCCAACAAAUGUGAUCUUGCAACCGCAUUGUCUCCUGAAGAUGUCAGUACUGCUUUGAACUUGCAAAGUCUGCGUGACCGUACUUGGUCUAUUCAAAAGUGCAGCGCGAAGACGGGAGAGGGUCUUAAUGAAGGACUUGAGUGGGCCGUAAAAAAUUUGAAAAAAUAG
Trypanosoma theileri is the source of this 537-nucleotide messenger RNA. RefSeq names its product putative ADP-ribosylation factor 3. Gene Ontology annotation, biological process: cilium assembly. The transcript has a single exon. Gene Ontology annotation, molecular function: GTPase activity; GTP binding. Lineage: Eukaryota; Euglenozoa; Kinetoplastea; Trypanosomatida; Trypanosomatidae. The record is from RefSeq and is a predicted model, not a curated record. Gene Ontology annotation, cellular component: cytoplasm; microtubule cytoskeleton. Bases 1 to 537 code for a protein of 178 amino acids.